Molecule: messenger RNA, 1103 nt
Organism: Bicyclus anynana (squinting bush brown)
Lineage: Eukaryota; Metazoa; Arthropoda; Insecta; Lepidoptera; Nymphalidae
Exons: 5
Coding region: 142-846 (234 amino acids)
Molecular function (GO): N-acetyltransferase activity
Source: RefSeq, a predicted model, not a curated record
CGUGAACAGAGAGCACACAUCGUGCGCGGAAUUGGGAAAUUGUGUCAACCAGUGGGUGAACUGUGAGAGAGGAAGAGAUAUUGUGAAGACAAUUGAUAUAAAUUAUCUUAUAUUGUUUCAGCUGCUCUCAACUGGGUAACAAUGGGUUUCACGAGGAAAUGGGACGAGACGUGCCCUCGCGUUUACGACAGUUGGGAGGACGACGGGGUGAAUUGGGUAAUACAGGACUUGGCACCGGAAGACGACGACAUUGCGAUGGACAUCCUGGCCAACGAGUUCCUGCCUGACGAACCUCUGUGCAGUUACAGCAAGCUCACUGAAGAUCCAGAAAGUGUAAGGAGCAUGGUCCAGUUCUGGCGCGACUGUCUAGCGCAGCGCAUGAGCCUUGGCUGCUACACUGUUGUCGAUGGCCAGAAGACACUCGUCGGUCUCAACGUCUGUGUCCUCGACACUAUUGAGGAGAGAGUGCCUAGCACACCGAUCGAAGGUGCAGCCUGGAAGAAUGUAUACGGCGCGAUGGCAUACCUCGAAGAAAAAUGCGAUCCUUUCAAGUAUCUCAAUUUGGAUACAGUAUUGCAUGCACUGGGGUUGUCUGUCAAACGUGAUUACCGAGGGAAACAUUUGGGCAGCAGAAUACUGGCAGCAAGGAAACCGCUGAGCCUCUUGCACGGUAUAAAGGCCACAGCGACCGUGUUCACGGGGCCCGCGUCACAGAAGUCCGCCGCCAAAGCCGGCUUCACGACCGCCAGUGCUGCCAACUCUCGGGAGAUGGCGGCGGCUGGUCUGAACUAUCCCAACGAUGACAGCAUAACCAUCAAGCUUAUGGUGAAGAGAUAUGAUGAAUAAUGUAAACUAUGUAACCAUGGAAAAGUUUAGAAAUUACUUAAUAUUAAUCUAUUCCGAGAAGUCCGUUACCGACAUAAGAAAUUUACGUAGGGUAUACGUAAAUUUCUUAUGUCGGUAAUCUUAAUAUAUAAAUGCAAAAAGUCAUUCAUCACGAAAUCUCGAAAACCACUUGAUGUAAAAAGCUGAAAUUUGGCAGGAAGGCAGUUUAUAGUUAGUAGGUAUCCACUAAGAACGGAUUUUGCUUUAGGGUCGGAUUA